Messenger RNA from Mesoplodon densirostris (Blainville's beaked whale), 715 nucleotides. It is a transcript of the gene UBE2C, whose product is annotated as ubiquitin conjugating enzyme E2 C. The record is from RefSeq and is a predicted model, not a curated record. Bases 80 to 619 code for a protein of 179 amino acids. NCBI's taxonomy places the organism in Eukaryota, Metazoa, Chordata, Mammalia, Artiodactyla, Ziphiidae. The transcript is spliced from 6 exons.
GAAGGGCCCGGGAACCCGCAGUUGCUGCCGCGGUCUCAGUGUAGUCUGAGUUCCUGUCUCCCUUCUCAGCGCCACCCGGAUGGCUUCCCAGAACCGCGACCCAGCUGCCGCCAGCGUUGCUGCCGCCCGUAAAGGAGCCGAGCCCAGCGGGGGCGCCGCCCGGGGCCCCGUGGGCAAGAGGCUACAGCAGGAGCUGAUGACGCUCAUGAUGUCUGGUGAUAAAGGAAUUUCUGCCUUCCCUGAAUCAGACAACCUUUUCAAAUGGGUGGGGACCAUCCAUGGAGCAGCUGGCACCGUAUAUGAAGACCUGAGGUAUAAACUGUCCCUGGAGUUCCCCAGUGGCUACCCUUACAACGCACCCACGGUCAAGUUCCUCACACCCUGCUACCACCCCAACGUGGACACCCAGGGUAACAUCUGCCUGGACAUCCUGAAAGACAAGUGGUCCGCCCUGUACGACGUCAGGACCAUCCUGCUCUCCAUCCAGAGCCUGCUCGGAGAACCCAACAUCGAUAGCCCUUUGAAUACACAUGCCGCUGAGCUCUGGAAAAACCCCACAGCCUUUAAGAAGUACCUGCAAGAAACAUACUCAAAGCAGGUCUCCAGCCAAGAGCCCUGACCCAGGAUGUGCAGCUCUCCUUCUGUUGUCUUUUUAUAUUUUUUCCCUUAGAUGGUCUGUCCUUUCCUCGAUUUCUGUACAGGACCCUGUAUCUUA